UCAGGGGAUGCGUACAUGGCGCUUUCUUCGAUCGCUUUUCCAAUACAAAGAGGAGAGAUGCCCUGCAACAACUCUGCAGCUUUCUCAUCUGGGGGAAAGAAAGAUGAACGUGCUACGUGGGCUGUACAUGCUCUUUAAAUGCAAGGUUCAUCAUUUUGUCUGGAUGGCCUGAAAUGUGUCCAGGCCUUGGUGCUUUCAGGACACGAUCACUUACUGCUCAAUCAUGAGCAGUCUCCAAAGAUGUUCAGGUUGGUAGUGUUGAAGAUCCUGUGGGUGUCCAAUGUGACUGCAGUCAAGAUCACCACACUAGAAAUAGGGCAGUGCAGCCACGUACCCCCUCCCCAGCUGGGCACCCUGCAGAUCAUUCAUGGCAAUGGCACAGCCGUCGGGACAGUCAUCGCCUUCCAGUGCGCGGUCGAGCACCAGCUGGAGGGGCCAGGCAUCAUCACCUGCAUAUGGAAGGGGAACGGUACCCAGUGGACAGCAGAAGUGCCCUCCUGCAAGCCUAUAUCAAAGUAUGAGACUUUUGGAUUUAAAGUCGCAGUGAUUGCUUCCAUCGUGAGCUGUGCCAUCAUUCUGCUGAUGUCCAUGGCUUUUUUAACCUGCUGUCUCAUCAAGUGUGUGAAGAAAAGUGAAAGGAGGAGGACUGAAAGAGACAUGCAGCUGUGGUAUCAACUCAGAACUGAAGAACUGGAGAACAUGCACGCUGCUUACUUCGGUUAUAAGGGAAGAAAUAACAACAACAACAAGAAACUCAGGAAUAAAUCCGUAUUUGACGACGUGACUAACAUGGCCUACGACAACCAGGGCUUCUACAGAUUCCAGGAGGAGGAGUGGACUCGGGACACGACAGCUUCAGGGUGCUGCAAAGCCGGUGAGCGGCUGCCCAAGCUCAGCAGCAGCAACAGCAGCACAACUGGGAGACACACGGUGCCAGGACACAGCCCUGCUCUGCACACAGUGAAUUCAGUCCAUGUGGUCGAGGUCUAUGGACACACGGAUAGAUCCAACAAACCCACGUGUCAGAUACCUGGCUAGCUGCUGGCUGAAGUGCACUUGCUUCUCCGGACCAAAACGAAAUGGAUCGAAAUAAUGUGCCUUAAAGACAAUGCAGGAAGUUAACGACUCAUUUGAAUCUGAAAGUUUUAUAUAUUACAAGGUGGUUAUUUAACAGAAAUACUUUGACAUCUGGUAUAAAUAAAAUAAGGAAUGUUGAGGCUGGCCAUCAGCAGCCAUUC
Messenger RNA from Coturnix japonica (Japanese quail), 1238 nucleotides. NCBI's taxonomy places the organism in Eukaryota, Metazoa, Chordata, Aves, Galliformes, Phasianidae. The record is from RefSeq and is a predicted model, not a curated record.